Molecule: messenger RNA, 725 nt
Organism: Brassica napus (rape)
Lineage: Eukaryota; Viridiplantae; Streptophyta; Magnoliopsida; Brassicales; Brassicaceae
Exons: 4
Coding region: 232-621 (129 amino acids)
Molecular function (GO): ubiquitin protein ligase activity
Source: RefSeq, a predicted model, not a curated record
UGGGUAGAGAAGUUCUUCCGUCUCAUUUCAUCGUUUACUUCUAUCUCUCUAGGUUUCUGUCCUCUCCUCUCUUCUCCUCUCCUCUGCGUUCUAUCUCAAGAGAUGAAAUUUGUUUUGAUUUAAUUUGGCUUCGCUGCGCUCAUGGUCGGAGCGAGCCGGAGGAGGUAUCGAACGCCGUCGUGCUCGCUGACGGAGCCGUGACGGAAGAGGAGAUGAAGAUUGAAAGGGAUAAUGGCGGAGAGAAGGAGAAGAUACAGAGCGAGACGCCUCCAGAGGAUGAUUGCUGCCCGAUCUGCUCCGGCUCCUUCACGGUUCCGUGUCGAGGGGAUUGUGGCCAUUGGUAUUGCGGUAGAUGCAUCUUGCAGUACUGGAGGUUUAACUGGCUUUGUUCAAAAGGUAAAGGAGCUUCCUUUGUUAACGAAGAGAAUGGUGUGGCACAUUAUGGAUCCAGAUACUACCAACCUGCAUUUUAGCGAAGUUCGCAUUUUUGCAAUGUUGAUCAGUACACUCUACACUGCCUCCGAGUUUAAUUUCAUCCCAACGGGUAAGUUGCCUCACAAGAUUGAGAUUCUCGUGGCAUAUGCCUCUGCAAGAAUCAUUUGGAAACCUGAUAAUUUUUAGUUUGAGAUUGUGUGAUUAGAAUCGAAGUUGUUGUGGUCCAAACGCUUUUUCUAAAAGACUGAUGUACUAGUGUUUUUUUUAAGAACCCUAAUGAGGUUUUACCA